CCUACAUCCUCACCAGCAAUCAGACUCACCCUCAAGAUCGCACAAAUUAACAAUACAGCGGCCAUCGUGUCCAUAAUAUUAUACAUCUGACCUCUUUUUGCUUUGCAUUCAUCAAGCCAAUCCUCAACGAAGAUGGCCUCGAUCAUGGCUCACGACCCUCAAAGUGAGGCCAUGGGAUAUUCCUUUGCUCAACCAAACAGCUCCGCAAUCAGAGAACACUCAUUCUACCCAUAUACCGACAAUGGCGGCUCUACCCUAGGAAUCACAGGUUCCGAUUUUGCGAUUCUAGCGGGUGACACUCGUUCUGUUGCAGGUUACAACAUUAAUUCUCGCUACGUUCCCAAGGUUUUCAAGAUUGGAGGUGAUGCUGAGACAGGGGAGGGUGCCCACAUUCUGCUCUCGGUCGUGGGUUUCGCCGCAGAUGGUCAAGCACUCAAGGAGCGGCUAGAUGCGGUGGUAAAGAUGUACAAGUACCAGCAUGGAAAGCCCAUGUCUGUACGAGCUUGUGCUCAACGGCUAUCGACUAUUCUUUACCAGAAGCGCUUCUUCCCUUACUAUGUCCAUGCGAUCCUUGCGGGCUUGGAUGAGGAAGGUAAAGGGGCGUUGUACAGCUACGAUCCAGUGGGCUCGUACGAAAGGGAGCAAUGCCGGGCAGCAGGAUCGGCAGCGAGCUUGAUCAUGCCGUUUUUGGACAAUCAAGUUAAUUUCAAGAAUCAGUACAUCCCAGGCAGCGGGGAAGGACAUGCCCUUGAGCCCAAGAAGGCGGAGCCAUUACCAAGGGCGACAGUCGAACAACUAGUUCGGGACGCGUUCACUAGUGCUGUUGAGAGACAUAUCGAAGUUGGAGAUGGUUUACAGAUGAUGGUGAUCACUCAGAGAGGGAUAGAAGAGAUCUAUACACCUUUGAAGAAAGACUAGAGGGGUUACUGUUGAGGAUCCUCACUUGUUCUGUCUUACUCAUAACAGUUCAUUCAAAUAUGUAAUGACAGCAUGAGAGGGAAUAUCUUUGCUUGGGAACAACAUUUUUUUAUAAACAUCACAUCAAAUGUAUCGCAUUCGAACACUGGCUA
This is a messenger RNA of Aspergillus novofumigatus IBT 16806, 1070 nucleotides long. It is a transcript of the gene prs3, whose product is annotated as proteasome core particle subunit beta 6. NCBI's taxonomy places the organism in Eukaryota, Fungi, Ascomycota, Eurotiomycetes, Eurotiales, Aspergillaceae. Bases 133 to 918 code for a protein of 261 amino acids. The transcript is spliced from 2 exons. The record is from RefSeq and is a predicted model, not a curated record. Gene Ontology annotation, cellular component: proteasome core complex.